ACGGUCAGUAGGUAGGACUCGCGCGCUCAGCUAUACGGCCUCCGUGGUGCGCUACGCGAUGUCCCGCGCUUUUUAGUCUGUGCUGCUACGGCGGGAAAAUAUUGCGAAGUGGAAACUUGCUGAUUUUCAUCGCUUGCGAUGUGCGAAUGGUUGUCGAGCGUGGAGUGGUGCGAUGUGCGGCUCUCCUGUGGCGGUCGAACCUUCAACGCACAUAAAGCCGUGUUGGCCAGCGUCAGCCACUUCCUUCGGAGAGUUCUACUGUCUUGCCCACAAGAAGAAACGCCGACGUUCAUAGUCUUGCCUGAAUUCGAUCUCGACGCACUGUCUUCAGUACUGUAUUAUGUUUAUAACGGGGAAGUCAUCGUCAAAAAACAAAAUCUACUUAAGUUCCUUGAUGUCAUUAAAGCACUAGAAAUUUUUAUUGACCAACAAUACUUACAAAAGAUUCGCGAUAGCGUUGGAGACCUAGAACUGGGUCUUUGUACGUAUCGUAAAAGUAAAUGGUCAAAAAGAGUGUUUAACCUAACUGUUGGAAAUAGUAAUGAACUCGAAUAUGUUAAUAUAAGGAAAGGAGAGCAGCUACAGGACAUAUGGUUACGAUAUUCGCAAACAGAUUCAGAUCUCGGCGAUAAGCGAGAACGGCUUAGUUGGAGUGAUGUUCAGCCUUCUUUAGACAACCCACCAGAGUCAUACCGAGACCGACAAAGGAACUCUUUCCUACGUGAUUUAUAUAUCGAGACAUAUCCUCAGAACGGUAAUGUUAACGGUCUGACGGGCGGCGUGCUAGCAAUACCAAAUGAACGCUAUCGUGCACCGACAUCUGUUCUCCUGACGAAUGCAAAUGGCAAGCUUCCCAGCAGAACUGACGACACGCUCUCAGAGAUAUCUAGGAAAACAACUGAAUACACAUCCUAUAAAUCCAACGCCACUCGCACUCCACAACUUUGCAUACAAGAUUGCGCUCGACUGUACAGCGAUGCCUGUUCAAAAAUGCACCAUAAUAUGGGUUUAUUUCAAAGUACAGACUUGAUAAAUAAUAAGAGACUUAUAGAUAAUAGCUACAAUUUGAGUGCACAUUUAAAGAAUCCUUGGUUAAGUUGUUAUCCUUCUCAAUUAAGUGCACAAAAAGUGCAAACAGGAAUUCCGAAUAAUCUGUCUAUGCCUAAAAUGAUCAUGCCUUCCUUAGAUCUCAGUCAAAAUAGAUCGCUUCUGGAUUCUAAAUUAACUGCACAUGCACAGCCAUUGACACCAGAAACACUGUAUAGUAGAAGUCCGAGUAAAUUAUCAUGUAAAUAUCCCAUAGCUAAAGACAGUACCGUCGGAAGUAAGUCAUUAAAGGAACCAAUUUUUAAUCAAGUGCUAGAUAGUCCGUGGUGUCCACGAUUACCAUACAAUUACAAACCAUUCCGAAGAAAACUCAACAAUGAAACGGAAUCCGAGAUACUAAAAAAGAAGGAGAAUGAGGAGGCCAUUGUAAACGAUAGUAACAAUAAUAUUGAAGAAUCUUUAAUACCAAGUACAUGUAACAAGUUGGAAAAUGUUACUGCCGUUACCAGAGAAGAGUUCAAAUGUAACUUGUGUAGCCAGGUAUUCACAACUUCCGAAUCGUUGGAAGUCCACACGAAGCGUCACACGGUGGUUGCGCGGUACUCGUGCGCAGAGUGCGGCAAAACGUUCUCUCAGCUGCGCAACUUCAAAUACCACAUGUCUGUCCACCGCGGUACCAGGGAGUUCGCAGCAACCUGCACUGUGUGUGGGAAGUACUUCAAUGAUAGAGGCUAUCUGAGCAGCCACAUGAAGAUACAUAGAAAUCGCAAGGAAUACAAGUGCUCGCAGUGCCCGAAGUCGUUCAACCAGCGCGUCGCAUACAAUAUGCACGUCAGGAUCCACACAGGUGUAAAACCCCACGUUUGCGAAGAGUGUGGAAAGGCGUUCUCCCGCAAAAUGCUUUUGAAGCAGCACCAGAGGACCCAUUCCGGAGAGAGGCCGUACGCUUGCCCGCACUGCGAUAAGCGCUUCGCUGACAGAUCAAAUAUGACCUUGCAUCUUCGGCUGCACACUGGUAUCAAACCAUUCUCCUGCACGCUGUGUCCAAAAUCAUUCACUAAGAAACAUCACCUAAAAUCGCACCUGAACUUCCACACGGGCGCCAAGCCUUACUCGUGCCCGCGCUGCCGCCUCGCCUUCACGCAGUCCUCAAACAUGAGAACACACCUCAAGAAAUGUAGCGCGCCUGAAGACAGUGCUGCGUCCACCUAACGACAAAGAGUCGGCCAUUUUGAAAAUAUUGGCACAGAUUAUUUAUUUUUAUUGAUACUGUAAAAAAAUAAUAAAAUUAAAAUUAAAUUAAAAUGCUGGGGAAUGAGGGGAAAAACAA
Molecule: messenger RNA, 2377 nt
Organism: Ostrinia nubilalis (European corn borer)
Lineage: Eukaryota; Metazoa; Arthropoda; Insecta; Lepidoptera; Crambidae
Product: zinc finger protein 583-like
Exons: 8
Coding region: 139-2259 (706 amino acids)
Biological process (GO): regulation of transcription by RNA polymerase II
Molecular function (GO): RNA polymerase II cis-regulatory region sequence-specific DNA binding; protein binding; DNA-binding transcription factor activity
Source: RefSeq, a predicted model, not a curated record